CAGAAGUCAUAAUAGGUAUUACAAACUUUGCCUAUAUCAGAACUGAUGCACUAAAAAACAUCGCAGAGCGAUAACUUAUGACAAAAGUACUUAAAUACUAAAUUAAACAAUAAUAUCCUCCUAAUUUAACGUUUAUUUGCCAUAGUUAAGUGAACUUCUGUAAAGAACUGUGCGUUUUAUGUGAAUUAACAUAAAAUCUGUGAUUAUUAUUAUUCGAUUUAAUGUUCAAAAGUUUUAAUAAAUUAAAAUGACCCUAACAGAGAAGGAGUGGUUUAUAGAAGCGCCGUGGGGUCGUUUGUGUGUUGUAGCUUGGGGUAACUCCAUUAACCCACCGGUGCUGGUGUGUCAUGGCAGCUGGGAUUCCAUUGCCAGUUUCAGGCGGCUCAUCAAGCUUUUACCCCAAAAUUUCUAUUACAUAGGUUUCGAGUUACCUGGAUGUGGGAAGUCGGAUGCGAUGCCUCCAGGGUUAAUGAUUACCGUCUUCGACCUCGUGUACAGCCUGCAGGUGGUGGUGAAACACUUUAGAUGGAAAGAAUUUGCAUUCAUGGGACAUUCACUUGGAAGUUCACUUGGUCUCCUAUACAAUAUGGCGUAUCCAAAAAAAAUAACCAAAAUGGUGUUGUUGGAUCCGGUGACAUUGGCCUUCUCUGUACCUCCAGAGGAAUUCCCGACAUGGUACAAGUUAUUCUUUUCGGAUUUCUUCAAGAAUUACAAAAGAUAUAGCUCAUUAGACGAGAAGCCGGUCUAUACGAAGGAAGUUGCGUUAAACAAAUUAAUAGAACGUAGAGGUCUAGAUUUGGACACAGCAAUGGCAAUAAUAGAAAGGUCCACUGAAGACCUUGGGGAUGGUUAUGUAAGAUUCAGCUUCGACCCUCGCAUGAAGAUGGUAGCCAGCCCGCCCAUACCAGACAAGGUCAUCAAGAAAAUGUUUACAUCAGUGAAAACUUCAAUACUAGCCAUAAUAGCUGGUAGUUCCAAAAACCAGUCUCUUUACAGCAUGACGCCAUAUUUGUUCGACGAAAACGCCUUUGUCCACAAGAAUUUUAAAUUUAGAAUCGUCGAAGGCGGCCAUGACGUGCACGCUGUGAAUCCGGAUGAAGUAGCGCCGUUUGUUAGCCAGUUCCUGCUGUACGGUGUCGCUGGGCUGGAGGCUAGCUCGAAGCUAUGAACUAAAAAAUGACAUUCAUAAACAUGGUGUUGCCAUCACACAAACCUGAUAUCUGGCAACACCAGAAAGAUAAAUAAUGAUUGCAACAUUGACCAUACAUAUUUAUUUUAUUGUAUAUAUAGUUUAAACUAUAUAGAAAUGUUUUAUUUUAUCUGUUAUAGUAAUUUAUAUUUAUACAAUUUUUAUUAUAUACAUUAAGGUGGACGGAUGAAAAAUAAAAAUAUUUUGAUUAAGUUUUUGUGUACGUUAAUAACCUUAUGAGGACGGAUAUAAGAGAUUUAUAAUACUAAUUUUAUAAAAAUAUAUUAUUAUGAAAAUUUAAAUUUAGAUACUUAUAUAUAUAUAAUUAAAAAUACUUCAGUGAUAUUAAUAGUGAAGGACACUGACGGACGGGGAAGGAAAACAUCGCGAGGAAACCUGGUCUUAUAAUUUCGAAUUAUAAGAUUAAAAUCGCCAACCCGUCUUGAGCAAGCGUGGUGAUUAAUGCUCUAACCUUGUCCGUGUGAGAAGAGGCCUGUGCUCAGCAGUGGGCUCCGAUAGGCUGAUGAUGAUGAUGAUGAUUAAUAGUGAGACGAGCGAGGUGUUAGCGAAAAGACUUUAAACCAGUGGUUCCCAACCGGUGGUCCGCGGGAUUACAAAAAGUAUUCAACACUCUUUUAAAUUUUAUUGAUAUUUUAAGAACAUAUUUUUUUUGUUACGAAAUACAAUACAGUUGUAUAUUAAUGUUUAUUUUCUUAGUCAUUCACUUUAUGUUUCUUUUACGUCGUGGUCCCAUGCGAACAACAAAGAAUACAAAGUGGUCCCUAGUCAAGAAAAGUUUGGGAACCACUGAUUUAAAUCUAUAAGUUGUCAAAAAAAAAUAUAUAAAUAAAUUUGAUAAUUUCGUA
Messenger RNA from Danaus plexippus (monarch butterfly), 2055 nucleotides. Its product is annotated as serine hydrolase-like protein 2. The record is from RefSeq and is a predicted model, not a curated record. The transcript is spliced from 7 exons. Bases 248 to 1168 code for a protein of 306 amino acids. NCBI's taxonomy places the organism in Eukaryota, Metazoa, Arthropoda, Insecta, Lepidoptera, Nymphalidae.